CGAAUUUUGAGCUGAAAUUUGGUAUGGACAAACUAGACUUGAUUAGAAACAUGCUCAAAAAAUUUCAUCAAAAAAUUCCACCCGAAAUGACCCCAAACGGGGAUGUUCGGACGGAGGGUCCUGUCCGAACGUGGGGACCUGAUCAUUCUUGUAUAUACUAGUUAAUAAACGCGCCAUGCGCGUUCGUGCAAAUGCCCAAUGAAACAUAUUAUUAUAUGAUAUGAUGUUAAGAACAAUUAUAGGCAAUUUUUUUCAUCCAAAACAAUACUCCAUAUACUUUAUGGAGUAUCUCCAAUGCUACAAUGUACACGGUGCACAUGGGACAUGAAACGUAGCGACAUAAAUACUUAUAAAUAAAUUAUUUCUCUUAUUAUUUGAAUUAUUUUAUACAAUUUCUGUAUGUUUUUCUCCACAAUCCCAAAUUUACAGGUGAAAAUCUAAUACGAACCAGUGCUUUUCAUUUUCACAACCUACCAUGAGCUAUGUAGCACGAAAACUCUCGGGAAGUGUAAGUUUCCAUUUCGGAAACUCUAUGAAAACUCUUCAAACAAGCGUUUUUUGACCAAAAGUUGACGUUUCCUGUUUCACGAAAACUCUUGGGAAGAGUACGUUUCCGUUUCGAAAACUAGUUUGAUUAGUUAAAAACCCGGAAGUGAUUAAAAUCGGGAAAACUCAGACGACCCGGAAAAACCCGGUCCACACCUAAACCUGACAAACCUAGAAGACUUGAUUUUGGUUGUUUUUUUUUAAAGAAGUAAUUCAUUUUAAUACAUUUUUAACCGAUGAAAUUCCAAUUUCAAUGCUCAAAAAGAAAAAAUAUGCCAUAUAUUUAGACAAUACUUAUUUGCUUAAAAAUAAAUAUCAUGUCAAAUUAUAUCCUACCUUUGUCUCAAAUUGAUUUGCAAAAUUGGUUUUUCUUGAUCAAAAAGUUUCAUUUUUUCACUUAAUUAGGAUGUCAAAUUUUUUGUUAUAUUCUAAUUAUUAAUUUGUGACUUUGAAGAGAUUUUAAUGUAGUUUCUAAACAUGUAAAUUUUAAUUAUUGAAAAUUGAAUUAUUUAUCAAUAAGGAGGAUUUGACUAUAACAAAUACGAAGUAUCAUUAUAUAUUUCAAUAAGAUCAAAAUGGUAUUUUGGAAUUUUAUGAGGCUGUUUUAACUUUUAAAUGUUUAGUAAGUAUUAUCAUUAGUUGAUCAUUAUGAAAUAACUACUUUUAUUUAAAUUUGUGUAUACAAAUAUAUUAUUAUUAUUAUUAUUAUUGUAUGGUUGACCGGUUUUAUGACAUUGACCGCGUUGACCCGACAGGGUUCGGGUCGACCCGUGACCCAGUCACGCAUCCCACAUCCGGGUCGCCUCCCGGCCUGAUUUCGUAAUUAACAUAGAUUUUUUAGAAUAAUACAGAGUAAUACCCAAGGGGCAACCUAGUAAUUACAAAAGUGUUACACAUUAAGUCGGGUGGCCUAAACAUAAUAAGGAUGUUUUUCAUUAGUUUGGACCGUUUUCAGUCACAAACCAGACCAAACCAGCCUUCCAUCAUUAUGUGAAAUACGCAGAGAGCAUACAUUUAUCAGUCCAGACCAGACUAAAAUAGAUCGACUAGACCAGCAAAAACAUCCUAAGUAAUCCUUCAAUAUUAUGGGAAAAUGCCGACAACAUUGAAAUAAUACGUAUGUUUUCUUCAAAUGAGCAUUAAUGCAAACAUCUAGCAAUCAAAAUUACAACAAAUGGAAAAAUCAAUUGUCCAACAUUCCUAAACAUAAUAAGGUGUUUUUCCUUAGUUUGGACCGUUUUCAGUCACAGACCAGACCAAACCAGACUUCCAUCGUUAUGUGAAAUACGCAGAGAACAUACAUUUAUCAGUCCAGACCGGACUAAAAUAGACCAGACCAGAUCAACAAAAACAUCCUAACUAAUCCUUCAAUAUUAUGGCAAAAAGCCAACAACAUUGAAAUACUACGUAUGUUUUCUUCAACGUUUGUUUUCUUCAAAUGAGCAUUUAUGCAAACAUCUAGCAAUCAAAAUUAAAACAAAUGAAAAAAUCAAUUGUCUAACAUUCUUAAACACAGAAACUACAUGACAGAUAUAUGCUUUCAUGAUUGAUAUCAAAACUAUCAAUAGGAAAUUACAUCAAAGAAGAAAUUAGAACAAAGCAAAGUGACGUUGGCAAUCUAUGAAGAUAAUAUUUACUUCUAAAUUAAAGCUACAAGAUUGUGCGCAAAUAUAGUUAAAUAAAAAUUAGAAGAGAUUGUGAUUAAAAGAGCAAAAGAUACGUAGUAUUGAAAAAUCACGCUUGAGCUUUCAAACGGUGGUUCAGUCCCAACCCCAUGAGUAAAUGGAAGGUUAAAUAGCAUUAAUUGAAUUGAAAUAAAAAAUAAAUCUAUUGGUGCUUAAACGGAAGUUAGCUAACGUUCAAAGUAUCAUUUUAGAUUAGAGAGAAACUAUGCAUGAAGUACAAGUUCUUAAUGCAUAAAGAGACACCAACAUUUUUUACAUUCCCAUUACACCCUUAACAUUAUUCAUGCUUAUAGAGAUGUAGAUAUAUAUAUAUAUAUAUAUAUAUAUAUAUAUAUAUAUAUAUAUAUAUAUAUAUAUAUUAUACUUAAAGGCACUAUGAGAAGAUAUCUCCCACGCAGCACCAAGGUCCGCUCCAUGUUCUUUCAUCUAACGGCGCUUUAGCAAGAUAAUUUUUCUUCUCUGCUUUCUCUUCUCUUUUGUUCUUACGGACUUUCACGAAGAAUUUCACUCCAUGUUGGGCCGGGAAAUUUCCGUCUAAUAAGCGCAACCAAGUUGAAGAAUAAUGGGAAGGUUCAAGCCCAGAAGUGUGGAAUAAGUCCAACUUAAGAUAGAGGCGGAAGACUAGAUCGUGAUAAGCACGACUUGGAGCUUGGAAAAGAAGAAAACGGUGGUGCACGUUCAAAAGGCCAUGUGAAUAGGGUGGGCAAUUGGCUAAAGGAUAGGAGGAGCCAAUUAGUUUAAAUAGAUCACUUGUAAAGCAAGAGCAUUCAUUCCGAUCAACUUUACUACUAGUUAUCACUUCCGAAUUUCAAAAGCACUUUCAUCUCUCAUUAUUGUUUCGAUUAUCAAUCUAGAAGCAUUAAUAGUUCAUAUCAUAGUCUUUUGCACGAGUCCCAGAUCCUUAUUUUAAUUGUUAGAGGAAGUUAUCUAUUUACGGCAUAAACAAUUUGGCGCCCACCGUGGGGCCUCGUGCAAGAAAGAGUUCAAACAUGGAAGGAACAAAUCAGCUGUUGAUUGAAUUCCAUCAACAAUUGGAGACGGUCCGAGAAGAGAUUCGGCGUGAGAUGGCGGAGAGGAUGGCCCUUCUUCAGCGGGAGAAUGAUGUACUUCGGUCCCAGGUACAAUCCGCAGUGUCAAUAGCAUCGAAUUCAAGGCCCAACCGGAGGUCUGACCUCAUGAAUGCUGCCACAAGGUUGGAUCUCAGCGUCUCCCCACCAUCGACGACUCCACCCGCGGCGUCGACAGAUCCAGUAUCUCUUACGUUGGGUCUGUCGCCAACGCCGACUGGAGAACCAUACUCGGCGGUCAUCUCGCAGGUCAUCCCGUACACGCCACUCGUUCCAGCGACGACACCACUGGCGAAUAUACCGGUCUGCUUUUUCACGGAAUCUCUUCGGGUCAGGCCGAACGGGUUAGGCUUGCAUGCGGAAACUCAAAGCAUACCUAUGACGACUCCGUACAACACUCCAACGGAACCGUCGAUUCCCCAAUACAGAAGCAGAACAAGCGGAGAUCCCGGCCCCUCCAACUCCAACCCGUCAACUGGUGUGUCUUCUGCCCCUGUGGGGCCAUCAAUCCCUAAUUACGGAGAUCGGGGUGGUGGGGAGGCCACCCCAUCAAAUUUUAUGCAGGACGCCAGACGAAGCGGGCAUAGUGUGUCAUUCUUAGAACCCCAUACACAACGCCUUAGCAUAUUUGACACGUCGUCAACAUCGACAUUUUCUGAACGACGUCCUGAAGUUAUCCAAGUGGCAGGACCGACGUCUUCUUCUCCAGGACCACUUCACUCUGACAUGGAAGAUCAGAUGUCCAUGUUUAUGGAACAAAUGCGUCAGAUGCAGGAUAAAAUCAACGGAUUACCAGGUGUUCCCCCACAUUUGGACAGAGCGUCUAGGACAUGUUACGCAGAGUCUCCCUUCAGUAGACAUGUCACCAACGUCGAGAUACCCAGGAAGUUUGUCGCCCCCGCCAUGAAGAUGUUUGAUGGGACGUCAGACCCAGUGGAACACGUCGCUCAGUUCAAACAGCGCAUGUUAGCCGUAGCACUCACUCCGGACCAGAGGGAAGCGUGUAUGUGUCGAGGUUUUGGAACGACGCUCUCAGGACCAGCCUUGACCUGGUUCGUCAACCUGCCGAACGAAGGGAUCGAUUCGUUCGCAGAACUGGUCGAUUCGUUCACGCAGCAGUUUGCAAGCAGCCGCACCCUGGAGAAGCAAACGAGCGACCUAUACCGGAUUAUCCAACAACGCGAUGAAUCUUUGAGAGAUUACUUUCAUCGUUUCAAUAGGGAAAAGGUAUCAAUCUCAAGAUGCGACAUACCUACGACGAUCGAGGCAUUCAGGAGGGGAUUGAAGAACGAUUCUGAGUUAUACAGGGAGUUGACAAAGUUUCUUUGUCGCACAUUCGAAGACGUCCAGGCUAUAACCUUAGCCUUUAUCAGGUUAGAAGAGGAUUUGCGAGCACAACCACAUGCUGACAGUUACGAAGGGGGGCAUCGCAAAUCCAGUACGUCCAGGAGGCAUGACUACCGAACUGGCAAACCGUAUGCCAAAGCUGAAGAGCGACCCGUUACGGCAGCGACACAUUGGCUCGACGAUCCUGAUCUACCUCCAGUUAUCCUUGACUAUUGCUUCAAUGUCAGUACUUUGGGGCUCAUCAACUCGUUGGAAAAGCUAGGAGAGAAAGUCAGAUGGCCAAAGAGAACCGACAAGCCAGUUGGAAAGCGAGACCCGAGCAAACAUUGCGAUUUCGACAACGACAUCGGGCACAACACCGAGGACUGCGUCACAUUGCGAAAGGAGGUUGCUUAUCUUCUGACAGAAAUCGUGUCAGAACGGACUAAAGCCCUUUUAGGACGAACUGACAAGUCGUCGACUAAAGCAACACGACCUCCAUCGCCUUCGGCCCCCUGUCAGGUAAUUAAUUUUAUUAAUGGCGGGUCGGAUUUAUGUGGCCUAACGUAUUCUGCUGCCAAGAGACACGCUCGGGAGUAUUCCCGAGACAAGUCAUUGCAGGUAUGUCAAGUUGAAAGACGACGUGACGACUGGAGAAACACUGACAUUGCUUUCGACGAGUCAGAUAUGUCAGAUCCUAUGCAACCCCAUCAUGACACUCUGGUCAUAUCCCUUAGAGUGGCAAACUUUGAAGUGAAGCGAGUCCUUGUUGAUAACGGAAGCACGACCAACAUAACUACCAUGUGGAUGCUGGAGCAGAUGGGAAUCAAAGAGGAUGACAUAACAAAAUCAGGAUCCACCCUCGUCGGUUUCAAUGGAGAGCCAAGCCGAACCAUAGGUAAUAUCUCUCUCCCUGUUUACGCUAACGGUGUUAAUGUGCAGGUCAAGUUUGAUGUAGUCCAAGACCUCCCAGCUUACAACAUGAUCUCUGGGACGCCAUGGUUACAUCAAAUGGGAGCCAUUCCGUCAACAUAUCACCAGGUCAUCAAGUUUCCGACGCCUUGGGGAGUAGAGUCCAUUCGAGGAGACCUGGUGGUAGCCAAGUCUUGCUAUCAGACGGCCAUGAAGCCUACAGCAAAUCCUCCGACUUCAGCAUAACAACUAAAGGGUGACCCAGCUUUGGAGGAAAAUGACGAAAAAACGGAAGAAGUAGUCAUCGACGACGAACAUCCAGAACGGGUCAUCCGCAUCGGGACAAAUUUACCAGCAAGCCUUAGAGCUGAGCUGGUUCAGUUUCUUAGACAACAUAAGGACGUAUUCGCUUGGAGUCAUAAAGACAUGACGGGAAUUGACCCAAAAAUCAUCACGCACAAGUUAAAUGUCAAUUCGUCAUGUAAACCCGUCAGACAACGAAGAAGACGUUUUGUAAGGGAGCGGAAUGUCACACAAAAAGAGUUCUUUUGCUUUAGAUUAUAGGAGAGAGCAAGUGAGUCCCCUAAUAUAAUGUCAUCGUGUCGAUUGUUUCAACAGUUUUUAGUGGAUGGUACACCAUGAUUGAAUCUUCAUGUUUGACAUAUAUUCGAACUCAUCAGAAGGAAAUAAGGUGUGAAUUGUGCAAUGGAUUUACGGAUGCAGUAACACAUGGUGAAACUGAUCUUUCAAAACUAGGGAAACGGGUAGUUCUUCCAGAGUCUUUCGUCGGAGGUGCACGCAAUACUAUGCAAAACUACCAAGACGCUAUGGCAAUCUGUAGAUGGGUCGGGUAUCCCGAUUUGUUUAUUACUAUCACAUGUAAUCCUAGAUGGCCAGAAAUUUUACGUUAUGUCAAAGAGGGGCCUAAGAGAAGAAGACCGUCCCGAUAUCAUAUGCGGAGUUUUCAAGACUAAACUCGACCAGCUAAUAAAAGAUUUGAAGCAAAAUGAAUUGUUUGGUCAAGUUAAAGCAGGUACUUAAUUUGUUUGGAUCUUUAAAUUUUUAUUCUUUGUAAUUUCAAAUAAUUAAUUAAUUUUUCUUUCAUUUUUAGUGAUAUAUACGAUAGAGUUUCAAAAGCGUGGGUUACCACAUGCUCAUAUAUUGUUGUGGAAAAGUAACAAAGUUAGGAACUCGAAACCAGAACAAGUUGAUGCGUACAUAUCCGCAGAGAUCCCGGAUGAAAAUGUUGAACCUUACUAUUAUCGUGCUGUCAAGGGUUUAAUGAUUCAUGGACCGUGUGGUUAUCUAAAUCCAAAGUCUCCUUGCACCAUGAAUGUACUACAAUUGAUAAGAAUGGUUACGCAUUGUACAAACGCUCGAAUAAUGGAAGGUCAGUAAUAAAGAAUGACAUAGGGCUUCACAAUGGUUAUGUGGUAGCACAUAACAAGUACCUUUUGAUGAAAUAUGGUGCACACAUCAAUGAAUCAGGCUAAGUCAAUCAAGUACUUAUUUAAGUACAUCAACAAGGGUCAUGAUCGUAGUAUUGUUGCCUUUUCAAAAGCUGCAUAUAAUACUGAAAAAAGGACAUUGAUGAAAUAAAUAUGUAUUAUGAUUGUCGAUAUGUUUUAUCGUGUGAGGCUGUUCGGAGAAAUUUUGGCUUCAAUAUACAUUAUAGAGAUGUUCAUGUUGAGAGACUUAGGGCCUGUUUACUAACAGAGAUAUUUUCCAGUUUUCUGAAAAACUGAAAAUCUGGAAAAGGAAAACAGAAAAAGAGUUUACCAAAGAAAAUUGCUAGAAAGCUGGAGAAAAGAAACAGAGAAAUGUGUUUACCAAAUCGUUCUUCAAAACAAAAACAAAAAAGAUAUAUCUCUUUUUUCCUUAAUGAAUUGGACAAAUGACUUUUACUAGUUUUCAAAAUUUGGACAACGCCUAGUGGUGGAUACGGUCCCGCUCUGAUGUCAGUUCUAGUCCAGUCCGGCUAACGACCCGACGGUCCCUAUCUUGUCCGGUCAAUGACCCAGAGGGAUGGACCAGUAUUGACCCGACAGUCCCUGUCAGUCCAGUCGAUGACGUAGUAAUCCCGGUCCGGUCCGAUCGACGACCCGACGGUCCCAGUUCGAUUUGGUCGACGACCUGGAAGUCCCUUGUUGGUCCGGUCCACAACCCGACGGCCUCUGCCUGGUCCGAUCGGCGACUCAACGAUCCCACUCUGGUCCAUGACCCGACGGUCCCUAUAUGGUCCGAUCGAUGACCUGAUGAUCCGUGUUCGGUCUGAUCCACGAUCACACGGUACUUGUUCGGUCGGAUCAAUGAUCGGGCAGUUUUGGUCCGAUAUGGUCUGGUGACUCUGGUCAAUGACUCGACAGCCCCCGUCCCGUCUAGUCAACUUCCUGGCGGUCUCCGUCCUGUCCGCUCAACCACUCAGCAGUCCCGUCUUAUCCGAUCAACGACCCGUUGGUUCCUAUCAUGUCCGGCAAUGACCCGACGAUUUGUGUUCGGUUCCGAUCGACAAUCGGGCGGUCCCAGACCAGUCCCAUCAAUGACCUGACGGUUCCUAUCCGGACUGGUCAAUGACCCGGUGGUUCGGUCUCUAUUGUUUGAAAUCACUUUUAAAGUGAAGAGUUUUAAAAGAGUCAUUAAAUUGUCAACCAAUAGAGAAAUGAAAAAAGAAUUCAUCAAACUAACCGUUGAGAUCGAUCAGGACCUACCAGUUUCGAUCCCGACUUUCCUAUACGUGGGACCUGGUACCUUACUUGGGUUGUAAUAGGUUAGGUUCCGGAUUAGUACCGUACUUUCAGUUUUCUGGUUGGUCACAGAACCAGGUGAAAAAAGUUGAUGAACAUAUUUUCAGAUUUCAAAAUGGAAAACUAAAAAAUGAAAAUUGAAAAUUGGAAACAGAAAAACAGGAAAAUGAAAACAGGAAAUUUGAGAAUAGAAAACAGAAAUAUAAAACAGGAAAAUAUCUUUAUUAGUAAACAAGCCGUUAAUGUUCUCUUUGUGUAGUAGUUUUAAUCCUAUUUAGGAUUUUUUUCAAAAAAUAAAAGGACUAGUGAAACAAGACAUCUGGGUAUGUCCAGAGGCCCUAUAUUAAAAAAAAAAAUAAGCCCAAUUUAGCCCGGCCUAUUCUCUUUAGUCGCUUAUUCACCUCUUCACCGAUCGCAAUCACCCGUCGCUCUCAUCACGCGAACCCUCAACCUCCAUCACGCCGAUCGCAGCUCUAAUCCUCCGACCUCCAUCACGCGAAGCCUCGACACCAUUUCGUGGACCUCCGACAUCACGCGAAACCUGGACACCAUUCCGUGGACCGCCGACAUCACGCGAAGCCUGGACACCAUUCCGUGAGACAUUCUAUCCAAUUUUUGUUUUAGUUUUAGGUAAUGCUUCUAAACUUUUAGCUGCUGUUUAUAUUGUGAUUUUUUUUGUUUAUUUUUAAAUUUUUGUGGCUGCCUUGUAGUGUGACGUUUAUUAUUGUGAUUAGCUGUUGUCGUCUUUCCAAAUGGUGAACAAAAAAUUCAAAACAGACUGCAUCAACACAGACGUUAUAUGGGAAGUUCACUUCCUUCAAAAAACCUUAUGCGAUUAAAAAGCGUGUGUAAAGAUUGGAUGACCAUUAUAUGUGAUCCUAGUUUCGCAAAAGAACAUUUGUCUCAUUUUCUUUCUAAUCCUGCAGCCUCCUAUAUUUUGAUUCUGUUAAUCGGUGUAUCUGUCGCAGCUCAAGAAAGAAAUCUUCUAAAUUUUAAAGUUCCGGCAAAUAAAGCCUUGUUUCAGACUCACAGGCCUUGCUCUAACUCGGUUAAUGGAUUGGUCUGUUUUCAACCUAAAAACCAAAACAGUUAUACCAUAGUGUAUAACCUGUCCACAGGGGAGAAAAGAAACUUGCCGUCGGAGAAAAUCGAAGAAGGCUAUAAAUAUG
This is a messenger RNA of Cuscuta epithymum, 9449 nucleotides long. The record is from the annotation of a GenBank genome assembly. NCBI's taxonomy places the organism in Eukaryota, Viridiplantae, Streptophyta, Magnoliopsida, Solanales, Convolvulaceae.